CCCGGCUCUGCCCCAGUGAGGAGGCACGGGAAGACUGUGAUGAGCGGCGUCGCUGAGGCUGUCAGCAAAAUCGAUGACCUUACCUCUGGGCUCCUGAACCUCAGCGAGCUUCAUGCUUUCCAGCUGCGUGUUGACCCCGCCAAUUUCAAAAUUCUGUCCCACAACAUCCUCGUGGUUCUGGCCAUUCUGUUCCCCACCGAUUUCACUCCAGAGGCCCAUGUUGCUAUGGACAAGUUCCUCAGUGCUUUGUCUCUGGCUCUGUCCGAGAAGUACAGAUAA
This is a messenger RNA of Sinocyclocheilus anshuiensis, 279 nucleotides long. Its product is annotated as hemoglobin embryonic subunit alpha-like. Gene Ontology annotation, molecular function: oxygen carrier activity; heme binding; haptoglobin binding. The annotation marks the transcript as partial. Lineage: Eukaryota; Metazoa; Chordata; Actinopteri; Cypriniformes; Cyprinidae. The record is from RefSeq and is a predicted model, not a curated record. The transcript is spliced from 2 exons. Gene Ontology annotation, cellular component: haptoglobin-hemoglobin complex; blood microparticle; hemoglobin complex. Gene Ontology annotation, biological process: oxygen transport; hydrogen peroxide catabolic process.